Molecule: messenger RNA, 603 nt
Organism: Harpegnathos saltator (Jerdon's jumping ant)
Lineage: Eukaryota; Metazoa; Arthropoda; Insecta; Hymenoptera; Formicidae
Product: putative nuclease HARBI1
Exons: 4
Coding region: 38-589 (183 amino acids)
Source: RefSeq, a predicted model, not a curated record
AGAUAUUUUUACAUCAUUACAAGAACAUGCAGGUUAUAUGCCAAUAACAGCGGAAAAGCAUGUUUUAACUUACUUAUGGUAUGUCGGUCACGAGAGUACAGGAUAUCGUGAUGUGGCAGACAGGUUUGGAAUUGCUAUAAGUACCCUGUAUGCUAUUAUAACAAGGGUUACAAGAUUUUUAAUGCAACUUGCUCCACAUAUAAUACAAUUUCCUACACUGGAAGAGAAAGAAGCAACAAUGGCAUAUUUUUUGGAGACGAAAAGAUUUCCUGGAAUUAUUGGUGCUAUAGAUGGCACACAUAUUCGAAUUGACAAACCACAAAAUGAUCACGAGUCGUAUAUUAAUAGAAAACAAUAUUUUCCUAUAUACCUGCAAGGUGUUGUGGAUCACAAGAUGAAAUUUAUUGAUGUAUUUAUUGGUUACCCUGGAUCAGUGCAUGAUGCGCGAGUGUUUCGAGAAUCUCUUUUGAAUGAAUCUCUUGCAGAAAUUUGUCCAAGAGAAUCGUAUUUAGUUGGGGACAGUGCCUAUCCCUGCUUAGAACAUUUGAUUGUUCGAGACAAUUUUGAUAUCGAAACAAUGGACAUCUAACACAUGCACAAAGC